Messenger RNA from Solanum dulcamara, 996 nucleotides. RefSeq names its product transcription initiation factor TFIID subunit 7. Gene Ontology annotation, molecular function: RNA polymerase II general transcription initiation factor activity. Gene Ontology annotation, biological process: transcription initiation at RNA polymerase II promoter; RNA polymerase II preinitiation complex assembly. The coding region runs from base 111 to 707 and encodes 198 amino acids. NCBI's taxonomy places the organism in Eukaryota, Viridiplantae, Streptophyta, Magnoliopsida, Solanales, Solanaceae. The record is from RefSeq and is a predicted model, not a curated record. The transcript is spliced from 6 exons. Gene Ontology annotation, cellular component: transcription factor TFIID complex.
AGACUCUUCGGUUAAAAUCUCCUUCAUUCUCUCAGUUUUCUCAAAAACCUAGAUAUUUGAUCAUCAUCUCUGCUUCAACAACAAUCAAAUUCUCAUUCGCCUUAUUUUCCAUGGAUGAGCAAUUUAUACUGAGAGUUCCACCUUCUGUUGCUGAAAGAAUUGACCGCCUUUUAAGUGAAAAUGCUUCUUCUUCAGAAGACAAACUGGACUUGUCUUUUUCUGAGGAUGGAAAGACUGGCUCUUUUGUCAUAGGCGACGAGCACUUUCCUGCAUCACUUUUGAAUCUUCCUUGCAUAGUGGAGUCGUACAAAACUUAUGACGACAACGUGCUCAUUAAAUCCGCAGACAUUGGUCAAAUGAUUAUGGUGAGAGAAGAAGGUGAUCCUGCUCCAGAUGUGGUGGAAUAUAGACAUGGCCUCACACCUCCAAUGAGAGAUGCUCGAAGACGAAGAUUUCGGAGAGAACCAGAUCUUAAUCCUGAGCUUGUUCGGCGCGUUGAGAAAGACUUGCAGAACAUAAUGUCCGGUGGAACAGCUGAGAAUAUUGAUAUAGAAGUUGUUGAGCAAGAGGAAGGAGGUGAAGCAAGUGCACGCCAUGUGAAUAAGAAAGUGGCUCAACCUGCAACAAAGGCUGACAUUUCUGAGCCUGGGACGGCUGGUGAGGAUCCUGAUAGAACUGAGUCUGAGGAUUCUGAUGAUUCAAUAUAGCCGAGGACAUUUUCCAGCAAACUAAGAUUAUUUAGCUACAAAAGCUGUCGGUUGGCAAGUGGCUACCAAGUCUCUGUUGUUGGUUAUAGUCCACUUCAUGGUUAAUGGCCUUCGGAAUUUGAUAGAAAUUUUAGCUCUUGCAUUUCAAUACAGUAGUUUGCUUAUCGACUAUAGGCUUAACAUCGCUGUAAUAUAACAGCUUGUGCUGUCUACUUCAGACACGUGAGCGAGACAAUUGCAAUCUGUACAAUGACGGUCUGUCUCCAAUUUAAUGUAUUGAAUUUGCUUA